Molecule: messenger RNA, 2115 nt
Organism: Ochotona curzoniae (black-lipped pika)
Lineage: Eukaryota; Metazoa; Chordata; Mammalia; Lagomorpha; Ochotonidae
Product: zinc finger protein 585A
Exons: 1
Biological process (GO): regulation of transcription by RNA polymerase II
Molecular function (GO): DNA-binding transcription factor activity, RNA polymerase II-specific; RNA polymerase II cis-regulatory region sequence-specific DNA binding
Source: RefSeq, a predicted model, not a curated record
AAACCUUAUGCAUGCAGUGACUGUGGGAAAGCCUUUACCCAGAAGUCAGCACUCACAGUGCAUCACAGAAUUCACACGGGAGAAAAGUCAUACGUGUGCAUGCAGUGUGGCCUGGCCUUCAUCCGGAGGACACACCUGAUGGCACAUAAAAUAAUUCAUACAGGUGAAAAACCUUAUAAGUGUGCUUACUGUGGGAAAUUCUUUACUUCCAAGUCACAGCUUCAUGUGCAUAAGCGAAUCCAUACAGGAGAAAAGCCGUAUGUGUGCAGUAAGUGUGGGAAGGCCUUCACAAACAGAUCAAAUCUCGUGACACAUCAGAAGACUCAUACAGGAGAGAAAUCCUAUGUAUGUCCUAAGUGUGGGAAGGCCUUCACCCAGAGGUCAGAUUUGAUAACUCAUCACAGAAUCCACACUGGAGAGAAGCCUUAUGAAUGUGUUACCUGUGGAAAAGCCUUCACCCAGAAAUCACACCUUAACAUUCACCAGAAAAUUCAUACUGGAGAGAGACAGUAUGAAUGCCAUGAGUGUGGGAAAGCUUUCAACCAGAAGUCAAUCCUCAUUGUGCAUCAGAAGAUUCACACGGGAGAGAAGCCCUACGUGUGCACCGAGUGUGGAAGGGCCUUCAUUCGCAAGUCCAACUUUGUCACUCAUCAGAGAAUCCAUACUGGAGAGAAACCUUAUGAGUGUAGUGAUUGUGGGAAAUCCUUCACGUCCAAGUCUCAGCUCCUGGUACAUCAGCCAAUUCACACAGGAGAGAAACCCUAUGUGUGUGCCGAGUGUGGGAAGGCCUUUAGUGGAAGGUCAAAUCUCAGUAAACAUCAGAAAACUCACACUGGAGAAAAGCCUUAUUUCUGUUCUGAAUGUGGGAAGACCUUCAGACAAAAAUCAGAGUUGAUUACACAUCAUAGAAUUCAUACUGGAGAGAAACCUUAUGAGUGCACUGAUUGUGCAAAAUCUUUCACUAAGAAAUCACAGCUCCAAGUACAUCAGCGAAUACACACUGGAGAGAAACCUUAUGUGUGUGCUGAGUGUGGGAAAGCAUUUACUGACAGAUCCAAUUUGAAUAAACACCAGACAACACACACUGGUGACAAACCUUACAAGUGUGAAGUGUGUGGAAAAGGCUUUGUUCAGAAAUCAGUGCUCAGUGUGCAUCAGAGUAUUCAUAUUUGAGACAAAGUGGGAAAAAUGUUAAUGAGGACGUGUGUAUAAUGUGAAUCUAGUCAUCAGACCACUGUAUGUUAUUAAGUAGACACAUCUAUAUCAGUGUCACACUGAAGAGGAGGGCGACUGGGAAGAUGCAGAGAUGGAACUCCUAGCCCACUGCCGCCAGGCUCACUAAACCUUGGGACUUUCAUACUGAGUAGGAGCUGAAUCAGUUUGAUGCCUUAAUGAGAAAUGCUAUCUAAAAUGUGAUGGAAAAUUGCUUCUCAGCCUUUUGGCUAAGAUCAAAUGAAGUAUCUUCUUAUCAGUUCAAAAUAUAAUGCAAUGCUAUUAGAAGAAUUUUUAGGGAAGAUUACGUUAAAUUGUUUAAUCCUGUUUUCUGUGGAAUAGGGAUAGUGCCAAUGAAGUAGUUAAAAAAAUAAUAACUCAUAUAUAUAUUAUGGUAAAUUCAAAGUUCUGCGAGUUGAUUCAAAACACAUUGUUUUACAGUUGUCACUGUUUUUCAUUGUUAACAGAUUUGUACAUAUUCAGUCUAUAAUUGAAUAAUUCUUUUUAGGAAAUACGUGUCUUUUUUUUUUUUUAAGGAAAACCUGUUUAUAUAGAUGUGGAGCUGAGAAUGUGUUAAACUUAAAAUUUCCUUUAUUACUCCCUGGGAGUAUCUUUGAGUCUCAUAAGAACUAAUAUUAAAACAGACUCAAACAUACUGUGAUUAUCUGCGCGAGGUCCAUUUUCAUGCCAAACAUUCUACAGGACCGGUUUUGCCAAGUGCCUGAAGCACAUGAGUUUAGUGUCUGUGAGUGUCUUUGCAUCCGUAAUGCCCGCAGGAAGAGCACAGGUCAUAAUUCUACCUGUGUGCUUUCUACCUCGUGUCUAAUGAUAAACCCUCGGAAUACUUUGCUACCUGACCCUAACAGGCUGCUUCAAAAUUAUAGCUGUUCUGCCUUCCUCUUC